AAAUAUUAUACCUAAUGUGUAUUUUUCUCAGGAAAUAUAAAAAACUCAACAAUUAUUUUAGUUUUCGAGCAAUGAACACAUUAGUUAAACAAUGGUGUGCGUUUUUAACGAUCAAUAUUUUAAACUACUAUUUGUAAUAUUACGUAUUAUUGAAUUCUUAAUACAAAUCCAAAAGAAAUUUACUAAACAGUAAUGACAUCUACUUCGUAUUAUUCUCAAACUCAAACUAUCCCAUAACAAUAAAUCACUAAUAUAAUGUACUUAAACAUUAAUCAGUGAUAGAAUCUAUUUUGGUAUAGGUGCAAUGUGCAAAUGAUAUUGAGCUGUAUCAAACCAUCACCAAGUGAAACGGAGGAGGUAUAAGCGGGAACGAUCGAGAAUCAGAUCCCUCAUUGCUUUAAACGGCUUAAACAAUAAGUUCCGGCUUGUGAAUUUCAAUAUUUUAUUUCACAAAACUCUGGCAUGGUGGUAGAAUUUUCAACAUUAGGAACGUUUUAUACGGUUGAAGUCAAGUGACCGGAAGGUGCUCAAUAACAAAUAACAUUCACGAUGAAACGGUUGUCGAAAAAAUUGUGUUUGUAUUUUUUACUGGCACUACUCAUUGUUUGGCUGUAUAAUGUCAUAAAGUUCAUAACUUUUUGUAAACGUCCAAAUGAUAGUGAAUUGAAUGGUCCAAAAGUAUCCAUGGAUGAUUCAAAUCUUGUAAGAAAACUGCGAGAGAAUUUCCUAGUCAAACCUAUUGAAGAAAAUAAAGGGAGUAGAACUCGUUAUAAUUUAAUUGACAUGUCGUUAAGAGAUCCAUCAAUGGGGCAAGCUGCUGAAAUAGCCAAGAUCAUCGAUUAUACAAAAGGAGGAUUUUUUAUUGAAUGCGGAGCUUUGGAUGGUGAAACAAGGUCUAAUACAUUAUAAUUAGAACGAUAUUAUGGAUGGACAGGAUUACUUAUUGAAGCAGAUCCUUUAAAUUUUGCGAAAAUGUUAAAAAAGGGUCGUCGAGCAUAUUUAUCACCUACUUGUCUUAGUGUCAAUCCUUAUCCAGAAAUUGUUUCUUUUCUUCAACGAAGUAAUAUGGGUCGAAUAGCAAACGAUGAGGUUGUCGAAGACGACAUUUUUAGAAGAAAAUCACCUAGUGUUAACGUACAAUGUUUCCCAUUCUAUACAUAUAUUUUAGCAUUAAAUAUAACAGUUAUAGAUUAUUUCAGUUUAGAUGUCGAAGGAUCAGAGUUGAAUGUAUUAAAAACUAUUCCGUUUGAUAAGGUUGAUAUAAGAACUUUAUCAGUUGAAUUUUUCCAUGUAAAAGAAGGUGACGAUGGUGUAAGAACGUAUUUAGAAGAUAAAGGGUAUAUAGUAACUGGAAAAGUAACUAGGCAGGAUCGAUUAGCAAAUGAUUACAUAUUUGCAAAACCGUCAGCACUCACACAAAAUCUAUCAUUUUAUGUAACCUGAUAAAAACGAAUGCAAUUUAUGAAUACGCUAUAGACUGAAGUGCCUAAUGAAAUAUUUUAUUUUGAAAA
This is a messenger RNA of Myzus persicae (green peach aphid), 1511 nucleotides long. Its product is annotated as protein Star-like. The transcript is spliced from 6 exons. The record is from RefSeq and is a predicted model, not a curated record. Lineage: Eukaryota; Metazoa; Arthropoda; Insecta; Hemiptera; Aphididae.